This is a messenger RNA of Saccharomyces eubayanus, 918 nucleotides long. RefSeq names its product translation initiation factor eIF2B subunit alpha (gene GCN3). Gene Ontology annotation, biological process: translational initiation. Gene Ontology annotation, molecular function: guanyl-nucleotide exchange factor activity; translation initiation factor activity. The record is from RefSeq and is a predicted model, not a curated record. Gene Ontology annotation, cellular component: eukaryotic translation initiation factor 2B complex. The transcript has a single exon. NCBI's taxonomy places the organism in Eukaryota, Fungi, Ascomycota, Saccharomycetes, Saccharomycetales, Saccharomycetaceae. The coding region runs from base 1 to 918 and encodes 305 amino acids.
AUGGCGGAGUUUAAUAUCACAGAGACCUAUCUAAGGUUUCUUGCAGAAGAUACCGAGAUGACAAUGCCGAUUGCUGCCAUUGAAGCAUUGGUCACAUUGCUAAGAAUAAAAACGCCCGAAACAGCGGCUGAAAUGAUUAAUACCAUAAAGGGCUCCACGGAAGAACUUAUUGGAUCCAUCCCCAACUCAGUGUCUUUGAGAGCCGGUUGUGAUAUCUUCAUGAGAUUUGUCUUGAGAAAUCUUCAUUUAUAUGGUGAUUGGGAGAGCUGUAAACAACAUUUGAUUGAGAACGGUCAACUUUUCGUGUCCAGAGCCAAGAAGUCCCGUAAUAAGAUUGCAGAAAUAGGGGUGGAUUUCAUAUCCGAUGAUGAUAUUAUUUUGGUACAUGGUUAUUCAAGAGCAGUGUUUUCAUUGUUGAACCACGCAGCCAAUAAGUUCAUUAGAUUUAGAUGUGUGGUGACAGAAUCAAGACCAAGCAUGCAGGGGAACCAGCUAUACUCUUUGCUUGAGCAAAAGGGUAUACCUGUGACCCUGAUUGUCGAUAGUGCAGUUGGUGCGGUGAUCGACAAAGUCGAUAAAGUAUUUGUUGGUGCAGAAGGUGUGGCGGAAUCCGGUGGUAUUAUAAAUCUCGUGGGUACUUACUCUGUAGGUGUACUAGCACAGAAUGCAAGAAAACCAUUUUACGUGGUCACCGAAAGUCACAAGUUCGUUCGUAUGUUUCCGUUGUCCUCUGAUGACUUGCCCAUGGCCGGCCCACCAUUAGACUUCACACGUCGUACAGACGAAUCAGAAAAUGCAUUGCGUGGACCCACCAUCGACUACACCGCUCAAGAAUACAUCACUGCAUUGAUCACGGAUUUGGGGGUCUUGACCCCAAGUGCCGUUUCAGAGGAAUUGAUCAAGAUGUGGUAUGACUGA